CAUCAGAUUGUGGUGCGUUAACACUACAUGAAAUACGGUAACGACUGUACAGCCAUUCAAGUUGCUCAUUGCGAGUUGUAGUUGAAGAUCUGCGUGUUUCUUACCGCAGGAUCCUGCCAAACAAACCCGGCUACAGGAAGGAGAAACCGCGAAUGGAAUAUGGAGUGUAUUCCAUUGGCUAUUGAUGAUCUUGAGGGCAAAAAGGACCCCAUCAUAGAGGAUCCAGAGCACAAUGUGUACACAAGGUUUAUGAAGUCCCACCGGUGUUAUGACCUCGUACCUACCAGCUCCAAACUGGUUGUGUUCGAUACAUCACUCCAGGUCAAGAAAGCUUUUUUUGCCCUCGUUUCUAAUGGGGUAAGAGCAGCGCCUCUGUGGGACAGCAAAAAGCAGUGCUUCGUUGGUAUGCUGACCAUCACAGACUUUAUUAACAUCCUACAUCGCUACUACAAAUCUCCAUUGGUUCAGAUAUAUGAGUUGGAGGAACACAAAAUUGAAACAUGGAGAGAGUUGUACCUUCAAGACUCUUUUAAGCCCUUGGUUAGCAUAUCUCCCAAUGCGAGUUUGUAUGAUGCAGUAUCAUCCCUGCUAAAGAAUAAGAUCCACAGACUGCCUGUAAUCGACCCCCUGACAGGGAACACGCUCUAUAUUCUCACACACAAGAGGAUUCUCAAGUUCUUGAAGCUUUUUAUAUCAGAGAUGCCAAAACCUUCGUUCUUGAGACGAACCUUAGAGGACCUGAACAUCGGAACAUUCCAGAACAUAGCAGUGGUCCGCACAGACACACCGUUGUACACGGCGCUGGGUAUUUUUGUUGAGCAGCGAGUGUCGGCGCUCCCCGUUGUGGAUGACAAAGGUCGAGUGGUGGAUAUAUACUCAAAAUUUGAUGUUAUAAACCUGGCAGCAGAGAAGACAUACAACAACCUGGAUUUGACAGUGACCAAAGCCUUGCAGCAUCGUUCUCAGUACUUUGAAGGAGUGCUGACCUGCAACAGGAACGACACCCUGGAGGCCAUCAUCAACAGACUGGUGGAGGCCGAGGUACACAGGCUGGUGGUUGUGGACGAGCAGGACGUGGUGAAGGGAAUUGUGUCCCUCUCAGAUAUUCUCCAGGCACUAGUGCUGACUGAUGGUGAAGAGGGCACAGUUUGAGGAAGUUUCUCUAACAAGGAAAGGCUACAGUUUUAAGAGGAGGUCGGAGCAAAAGGAGAAAGAACAGACAUGUGUAUGUUGAAGUAGCAUCACCCAUCUCCUGUAACUAGACUUCCCUAUAUUCAUACAUGAAGACUUCUCCCUCCCUGCAGAAAUAUGAAGCUUUAGCAAUGCAGCAAUAUAAUAUUGUAGUAGCCCAUGACCUACAGAAGCCGUAAAUUGAGCCAAAUUCCAAGCAGCGAGAGGUGUAAAAGCACAAGAGACAUCAUUCAUUUUGGCUUUGAUUGCAAAUGUAUUCCUGUUAGUAUAAAUUAUGUCACAAGAUAGAGGAAAUCUGAUUUACCUGUAUUGCCUUUUGUUGGCAGCAUUUCAUUUCUAUAAUAAGGCUGAAACCUCGAUGCACAUAAAGCCUGUGUAAAGGUCAUUUUAAACAUUUGUUUGAGGCCUGUUCUGUGUACAACUACAGGUAAAGACCUACGUAGUAUGGUGUUUUCCAUCUUAAAUGAUAAUUUUAUCCAACUAGUUUGAUUAUUUAAAUGCGGUUGUAUUUUCUACCAAUUUGAAAAGACGUUGAUGGUUACAUAAUUAUUUAUGUGUUUGUAUUUAUCAUACAAUAGCUUCAUGCUACUUUUGUGUGAAGAUUAUAUAAGUGAUCUAGCUUAAUUUAUCAUUCAAACACUAGAUCUAGAAAGCACUGGUCAAUUAGAAAAUGAUUUCACAGAAAAGAGUCACUAUAUCUUUAAUAAAGCAGGACUUAUGCAGGUUUCAGGACCAAUCCAAAAGAAAUAAGGCCAGUUUUAAUUAACUGAAUUAAAAAAGUACCACAGUUACCAUUGUGUGAAGAAUUCAAGGGCUCAGGUUUUAAUCUGUUGUGUAGCAAAACUGGAAGAGCAUGGACCGAUGUGUCUGAAAUAGAGCUGCAACUAACAAAACAGUAUUUUCUACCAUUUUUGCAUGAAAAAUUAAUUUAUCAUCAAAAUAGUUGGCGAUUAUUUUUUGUGUCAAUUGAUUCAUUUAGUUGACUUAUCGUUGCAGCUCUAGUCUGAAAUAAAAUAAAAUAGAAUUUCUGCCGUUUGAGACAAAAUAAUUGUGCGGUAUCCUCUUUUAAGGCACAAGCUCUGGAUAUUUCUGGGUUCUGUUUUGCCAUUUUGUCUGUGUUGUCAUGUAUAACAACAUUUCUAAUUAAUUGUAAAUUUUAUUUUAGGAUUUUUUCUCUGCCCGUUUUGUUACUCACACUUUGGGUGUUGGCAUUAUUAGCGUUAAAGGGACUUGCUUAUUGCUUCACUGCUGCAAAAUCUCAUGUUUUUGGAAAUGUUGUCAGCUUGAAAACUUAGUCAAAUGAACAUUUCUGUGGCAUCGUUUGUUUUCUGAUUUCUACCUUCUUUGGUGCGUUAUGUUGAUGUCGGUGUGUGAACAUCAAGUCUUCUGCGUCUAUUCAACCAUUUUCUGUUUAUUGUCUUAAGGGGAUUUUAUCAAAAUCACUCAAUACCAGCAUUUCCUUUCGAUUUUCUGAAAAGGUUGGGCCAGAAACAUUCACACUUCCUGUUUCUAUGUAUAUGAAAUGGAAAAUGUACAACUGCAUGUAAAUGCACAUUUUUUGUAGUGAUCUGCAUUGAGAUUAAGAUUGAAAGGAUGAGCAAUAAAAUAUUCUUUUGAGUUUGU
Messenger RNA from Cottoperca gobio, 2814 nucleotides. RefSeq names its product protein kinase, AMP-activated, gamma 1 non-catalytic subunit (gene prkag1). Gene Ontology annotation, biological process: protein phosphorylation; regulation of catalytic activity. Gene Ontology annotation, cellular component: cytoplasm; nucleus; nucleotide-activated protein kinase complex. NCBI's taxonomy places the organism in Eukaryota, Metazoa, Chordata, Actinopteri, Perciformes, Bovichtidae. The record is from RefSeq and is a predicted model, not a curated record. The coding region runs from base 160 to 1152 and encodes 330 amino acids. The transcript has 13 exons. Gene Ontology annotation, molecular function: protein kinase regulator activity; protein kinase binding; AMP binding.